CUCCCCGGACACUCCCGGACACCUUCGGACCCUCCCGGACACCUUCGGACCCUCCCGGACACCCUCGGACACUCCCGGACACCCUCGGACCCUCCCGGACAUUUCCGGACACUUUCGGACCCUCCCGGACAUUUCCGGACACUCCCGGACGUUCCCGGACACUCCGGACGCUUUCGGACACUCUCGGAAACUUUCGGACACUCCCGGACACUCGACUGGUCUAUACUGGUCCAUACUGGUUUCUGUGCCCCCUGCAGGCAGCAUUGCCAAGCGUCUGAGCUCAGUGGGGGCCGAGAACACGGAGGAGAACCGGCGCUGGUACCGGCAGCUGCUCUUCACGGCCGACAAGCGCGUGGAGCCGUGCAUCGGCGGCGUCAUCCUCUUCCACGAGACCAUGUACCAGAAAGCCGACGACGGGCGCCCCUUCCCACAGGUCAUCCGAGACAAGGGGGCGCUGGUCGGCAUCAAGGUGGGCUCUGGGGACACCCUGGGGUGUCCCCGAUGUCCCCAAUGUCCCCAGAAUGGCAUUGUCCCCAUCGUGGAGCCCGAGAUCCUCCCGGAUGGUGACCACGACCUCAAGACGUGCCAGUACGUCACCGAGAAGGUGAGUGCCACCUGUCCUGUCCCCAGGACAGUGCCACCCGCCGUGCCAGGUCAGUGUCACCUGUGUCACCUGUGUCACCUGUGUGUGUGUGUGUGUGCCACGGCAACGGUGACAGCGCUGCGCAGGACAGUGCCACCCGCCGUGCCAGGGAUCACGUUUUUAUCGGGGGGUCAGAGCGAGGAGGAGGCGUCGCUGAACCUCAGCGCCAUCAAUCGCUGUCCCCAAUGUCCCCAAUGUCCCCGAGCUGUGUCUGGGCUGUCACAGCAAUGUCACAGCCAUGUCACAGUGAUGUCACAGUGUCACACUGAUGUCCCCAAUGUCCCCAGUGUCCCUGAGCUGUGUCUGGGCUGUCACAGCCAUGUCACACUGAUGUCACACUGGUGUCCCCAAUGUCCCUGA
This is a messenger RNA of Sturnus vulgaris (Common starling), 1003 nucleotides long. The record is from RefSeq and is a predicted model, not a curated record. Lineage: Eukaryota; Metazoa; Chordata; Aves; Passeriformes; Sturnidae.